GUCAUUCAUAAACGAUUGAUAAUACGGAAUUUUCAAUCAAUCAGUCGGCAAAAUGGCGUCAGUGAUGGCGUUUGUGUCGGUCGCAGUGUCUAUAUUAUACACGCCGUUUCUUCUUCUAAUAAUAUGUGUGAUAUUUCUCGCCUCUAUUGGAAAAUCUUUGGGUGUCAGACGGCUGUAUGUGAACAUAUUACUUAAACUUUUCGAGUAUGGAAGGCAACACAUUGAAGUUGCGAAGAAGCUGCAAAGGAGCGAUAGUUCCGACGAGGAAGAAACUCCAACGCCUGAUGAUAAGCCACCAUCAGCUAUCAUCAAAGAAAAUGGUAUCAAUGGCACGAAGACCUGCGUGAUAGAACGUCAGGAGAUCCUGGGACCGUCUCCAGAACUUAACUACAAGAGAAGUUCCAGUCAGGAAAGAGUUCAGAAUGACCAUCGAACAGAUCAGACUGGGAAGUUGGAGACGAACCUCGAGUUCCAUCUCCACCACUGCAUGGAUCUGGUGAAGGCUGGCAUGGAGUCUAUCAUCGAAGACCAGGUGACAUCCGUCUUUGAAGCCGAGGAGCUCAGGAGUUGGAACUUACUGACCAGGACUAACAGACAAUACGAAUUUCUAACGUGGCGUUUAACGAUAAUAUGGGCGAUGGGGUUCGUGGUGAGGUACUUCUUUUUGCUGCCCUUGAGGGUUCUGAUCUUCGUUAUUGGGGUGAUCUUCAUGGUAACAUCAAUGACGCUAAUCGGACUGUUGCCAGAGUGCAAGCUACGUCGUUUCCUCGGAGCGAUCGCAUAUAAAAUAUCGAUAAGAACGCUAAUGCGUGGAAUGUCCUGUGUUACAAAUUUCCACGAUUUACAAUAUAUGCCCCAAGCGAACGGCUUCUGUGUUGCCAACCACACGAGUCCGAUCGACGUCGGCGUUUUGAGUAUCAACACCUGUUUCUCAUUGGUGUGGUGGUUGAUCGUAUGUACAGCGUGCGUUGGUACAUUACCGGACGGGAAGUUAAAACAAAGGCUGAACAACGCGCUAUCGCUAGUUUGCUUCAAUUUCUUGUCUCGGUGCAUAUCGGCCGUGAUAACGUAUCACAACAGCGAUCAUAAGCCCCGUAGCGGGAUAUGUGUCGCGAAUCACACGAGCCCCAUCGACGUUUUGGUGUUGAUGUGCGAUAGCUGCUAUUCGUUGAUCGGCCAGAGACACAAUGGUUUUCUAGGGCUCCUACAGAGGGCCCUCGCUCGGGCUUCGCCCCAUAUCUGGUUUGAGAGGUCCGAGGUUAAGGACAGGCACGCGGUGGCGAGGAGAUUAAAAGAACACAUAUCGGUAGCCGAUAACCCACCGAUCCUAAUUUUCCCUGAGGGUACCUGCAUCAACAAUACGUCUGUGAUGCAGUUCAAGAAGGGUAGCUUCGAAGUCGGAGGCACGAUAUACCCAGUUGCUAUCAAAUACGACCCGCGCUUUGGUGAUGCAUUCUGGAACAGCUCUCGCUAUGGAAUGCUCCACUAUCUUCUGAACAUGAUGACAUCGUGGGCGAUAGUCUGCGACGUGUGGUAUUUACCCGCCAUGCACAGGGAGCCGGGAGAAAAUGCGGUCGAUUUUGCUAAUAGGGUCAAAUCGGUGAUAGCUAGGCGUGGAGGGCUGGUGGAUUUGAUGUGGGACGGCCAACUGAAACGCAUGAAGGCUAAGAAGGAGUGGAGAGAGUUACAGCAAGAGGAGUUCAGUAAGAGAUUGAAAGGGGAGUAAACGGAGUGUGAGAGUUAUCAAGUGUCAAGUUCUGAACAAUAUGUCUUGUACCGAUGUAGGGAGUUGGAAGAGUUAGAGGGAGUUGAAAGUUUCAUUGGCCUGUUUGUAAGUUGGUUUUUUUUUUAAUAUGAAAACGAUCCGAAUAUAAUAUCUUAUAACGACU
This is a messenger RNA of Melitaea cinxia (Glanville fritillary), 1889 nucleotides long. RefSeq names its product glycerol-3-phosphate acyltransferase 3 (gene Gpat4). NCBI's taxonomy places the organism in Eukaryota, Metazoa, Arthropoda, Insecta, Lepidoptera, Nymphalidae. Bases 53 to 1726 code for a protein of 557 amino acids. Gene Ontology annotation, cellular component: endoplasmic reticulum. The transcript has 11 exons. The record is from RefSeq and is a predicted model, not a curated record. Gene Ontology annotation, molecular function: glycerol-3-phosphate O-acyltransferase activity. Gene Ontology annotation, biological process: triglyceride biosynthetic process.